AUGAGCAGCGCUGGACGAGAUUUAUCCUCCGCUCUAGAUAUAAAGGGUCUUAGUGAGAUAUCUUUCCAAAACGACGAUGCCAAGUCCUUUUAUCGAUAUACGUCAGGACGAUGGCUCUGGGAUGAGCAAGCACAACUUUCAAAACGCUAUGUUCACUUUGAUUUGACAGAGUUGAAGAGAAUUGCCGUCGAAGCGGCCGGAGCCUCUUCAUGUGUCAACAUGAUCAAGGUCGGCGAAGGGCUUUACAACAAAGCUUUCCUUUUAACGAUGGAUAAUGGGAACGAAGUUCGAAAUAUGCUCAACAUACCUGCUCCAAAAGUAUAUGCGUGGAGCUCUCGGCGGGAUGAGAAUCCAGUCAAAGCUGAGUACAUCAUAAUGGAGAAAGCCCCUGGGAUCGAACUAGAAAAUGUGUGGGAAGGUAUGUCAGGACAACAGAGGUGGGAAGUGUUAAAGCAGGUCGUCGCAUUCGAGAAAAAGUUCGCCUCAACCAGAUUCAAAGCUUACGGAAGCUUGUAUUACCCUCAAGAUAUUCCAAACGUUACUGAUGCUAGACUCGAAUACACGAAUGAAGAUGGCGAGACACAGAACUCUGAAUUCGCCGUCGGGCCUUCGAACAGUCGAUCGUUUUUCGAUCAUGGACGUGGUGAAAUACUUUUGGAUCGAGGACCUUGUAUGAACUUCCACCCUAUAGUACCUGUUGCUAAUAAUCUGCAAGGGUAUUCUGCCGAAGAUUACUUUGUCGCUUCGGCGCACCGAGAAAUCGAGAGCAUCAUGAAACUGCGAGAAUUUCCCAAAUCACAAGGUCUCUUUUAUGGGCCGACACAAUAUCAACCCACGGCGGCCACUAAACUGUCGGCACUUUUCAACUACUUGAAAGUAGCGAGGUGUAUUUUACCUAAGGAGCAAGCAAUGAGUGCCCCGCUAAUGUGGCAUGGGGACCUUCAUAGACGUAACAUCUUUGUCGACCCGCAAAAGCCAACUGAAAUCGUGAGCAUCAUUGACUGGCAAGCCGUCAAUCUGAGACCCAUUCUCGACGAACAGAAGAAAGCCAAAGAUCUACUCUCUAAACAAUCACUCUACAAACUGUGGGAGGUCGAAACUCGCCGUGAAAACCAAGAUGCAGCCCGAGCUUUAGAUCACCAAGACACUCUGGGAGUUCUGAUCAGUGGACUAGCUGGCUCAAUAUUCACCGAUGGUGAGCCUAUCAUUACCGGAUUACUUAUGGCUCUUGAAGACAAAUGGACAAAGGUCGUUGGAACGACGGCCAAUGGCCAACCGACCGUGCCUUGGCCACUCAACUUCUCAGCACAGGAAAAGGCCAUUCAAAAAGAUCAUGAAGCACAAUGA
Bacidia gigantensis is the source of this 1347-nucleotide messenger RNA. RefSeq lists its product as uncharacterized. Gene Ontology annotation, cellular component: mitochondrion. NCBI's taxonomy places the organism in Eukaryota, Fungi, Ascomycota, Lecanoromycetes, Lecanorales, Ramalinaceae. The transcript is spliced from 4 exons. The record is from RefSeq and is a predicted model, not a curated record. Bases 1 to 1347 code for a protein of 448 amino acids.